AGUCGGCAAGUCCGUAUGCUAAUGAGCAAAUGCGCAAGAUUUAUCCCAGUCGUCUCGCACGUUUUUCGGACUUUGUUCGGGUCUCGCAGUUCGCGAGAUAAUACACCGCUGAAGUCAUGACUUGAUUACUGCCGUUUGCAUGCACUUUUCAAACGAGAUGUCAGGGUAAGUAGUGAAUCCGAUUUCUCGUGAUUGAAAAUGUAUUUUUCCCGUUUAAAAUGAGUAUUUUUUACCACUGAAAAUGUCUCUUGAAGUGGCAUUAGUAUAUUUUUCUCGUUUUAACAUACCUGAGUUUGUAAGUGGCUGCUGACCCAUCUAAAAACGCAAAUUAUUAGAUUGUUUUUCCUUCGUAUUCUCCAGACUUCGGCCUAUCCACAGACACCGGAUUUGACGGUGCCUUCGAACUAUAACUUGUUCAAAAUUAGGCUUAAAAAUUGCCUAUUUUGAGGGCGAAUAUGUUUUUCUUGGGUGCUAGAGUGGUCACGUGAUCGAGUUUAGGGGAUAAGGAGCUAUUUUGGGCCGUAAAUGCGCUGAUGUUUGCAAUCGGUGCGGAGGUGAAAAACCAGUCCCACAUGUAUAAAUCUGCGUUGGUUUCUCUUGAUCUCACGUUCGGUGGUUUUAUUAAAUUCUAAAAUGUUAGAUCUAGAACUAUUUGGUUGUAAUUAAAUGAAAUACUACAAAUCGAUAAGUGCUAAGGGUAGUAAAAAUGACUUAUGGGUAUGUUGUUUAACCCUGGUAUUGAUUAUAACCACAGACGUUGAAAUUUAGCCUGCCCUUGCAAGGAUAAACUCCAUAGGUCUAGGCAUGAUUGAUAGGCCUAAACCUGAUAAAGAUUUUAAAGCAAGGAAGGAAGGAAUUAAUAAAUAUUAAUUAUUAAUAAAUCAUAGGCUUAUUAAUACUUGGUACUUGGUUGGUUUGCCCUACAAAAUACAUGUCCGAGUUUUAACAGGAGGUGCAGAUAGUAGGGUGGAUUGAUAACGCCUAAUUUAACUUGGAUGUCUAGAAUCUAGUUAGAGUCGACUAACAACAUUGCAAAAAUUAAACUAGAACUUCAUUAAGGCCUAAUUGACUUUGUCUCAUUCCUGGUUCGUUAGACUUUGUCUCAACUUAGACUUGGAGUUGGAUCUUGAUCUACAUUUGUAGUAAAUUGUACUAGCAGUUUGUACUUUUUAGUUUUACCGGUAUUUUCGUAUUGUAAUUUGUAGGACAGAGCCAGGCACCGGACAUUUACCAAAUCUCACAACUCACACGCAGUUGAGAACAAUUUGACGUAAUGAAGGAGUCAAACUUCACCUAAAAAGAGUACCGGUAUUAGACCUAUCUAAUUUUUGAGUUAAUAAUAAUAAUAUAUCAAUCAUUUCUUUCUCUGAAUAUAUUUUCCUUUGACUUAGACCAUAAACAUGUUCCCCUAAUUUGACCUAAAUCUACACUACCUUGCAAUUGUAUUAUUUUUUAUUAAAAGGGGUAGGCCUAUUGUCUUUCUGAAGUUUCUGGCGUGAACUCCCACAACCAAUUUCGUUGAUUAUUAUUAUGACAACGAAGAUGUAAAUAUAUCAUGUACCAGUACCACACUCACCCUAACCUGCAUUGUUCUAGCGUACUGACAAAACUUGUAUACUCAACCAUGGAAUAAUCUAUAGAUUUAGCUAGAUUUUAUUUUUAGCAUUUUUCUAAUUUUGUUCCUAUUUUAUAUCAUGACAUUACAGGUAUCCCCAAGACCCGUCUUCACUUUUGGGGAAAGUGCAUGUAUACGGGGAUUCGAUUCUUCGUGGUCUUCAGGACAAUUUGGAACUGGAGACUGAAGUAUUUUGUGUUCCUGGCUGUACUAUUAAGGCCUUGCGAUCGUACAUCAGAAGGAAUAUUGUAGCUACUGACGAUAUUGAAGUUGUAUUUAUCCACGUAGGAACAAAUAAUUUGUCUUCAAGUGUUUGGGAUUGGGAUAGGAGUGCCUAUACAGAUUUAUACAUUACAGUUAGGGAGAAGUAUCCCACUUCAAAGAUUAUUUUUAGUGCCAUUUUACCUCGCUGGGAUUUUCAGCUUUUGUACGAAGCCAGUGUUUACUAUAAUCUUAAGCUUCAUUCUCUCACUACUUCUUUCUCUAACUGUGCUUUUGUAGAUCUUUCUUCAAGCUAUUCUUUGUACAGUGACUUAUUUUUGUUUGAUGGACUGCACCUCAAUUUCUUUGGAAAGAAGAUCUUUGCAGAGGAAGUUAAGUCAGCAAUAAUUAAAUGUACAUGUAUAUCUGUGCGCCGUUCAAGUAACAAGUAUGUUCCAGUGGAAUUGAAGAAGUUGUGGUCACCUCGACGCAUAAAAAAGAAGAAGAUAAAUAUGCCUCUUUCUACUCCACCUACUUCUCUGUCGUCUGCUUCUUCAACUGCUUCUACUGCAUCUGCUUCUUCUACAUCUACUUCUACAUCUGCUUCUUCGACUGCUUCUACCUCAUCUGCUUCUUCAACUGCUUCUACUUCAUCUGCUCCUUCAACUGCUUCUACCUCAUCUUCUUCUGCAACUGCUUCUACCUCAUCUUCUUCUGCAACUGCUUCUACCUCAUCUGCUUCUGCAACUACUUCUACCUCAUCUAUUUCUUCUUCAACUGCUCGACCCUCGCCACGGUCAUGGCACCGUCGGCGAAAGAAGAAGAAGAAGAAGCAUCUACCCCGUCUGGAGGAAGGGUUCAUCAUUCCUCGUUAUACAGCCAGAGAACCAGAGCUGCCCCCACUUCCACCCAACCAGUACAGACCAAAUACUUCGACUCAAGUCCUUAUACCUUAUGUUUCUGUAUUCUCCGCUUCUUUUCGAGUUUCUUACUCUUUCAGUGAUUUACCAUUACCAAGGUCUCAUUCACAGUAUGUUCAACAAAAAAAAAAGCAGAGGGCGAGGCGACACCGCGUGAGAGCCAGCAAACGCAAGAGAGACAGAAAAAAGAUGACGCUGUUCUACAAGCACUCCUGUUUCAACUUUCUGCUGGGGUGAAGCCUAGACCAUGCCAGAAGGAAGAAUGUGGCCCAUGUGCCUUAUGCAACAAAAAAAGAUUAACAAGGUAUUGUCAUCUAAUUAAUAUGGAUUCCCAAGCAAUAAUUAAUAUAAUACGUGAAAAAUAUGAGAAUGUAAGUGAUGUAGAUUGUAUUUGUAAUGCUUGUAGACAAAAAUUUAGUACCAAAGUAAAAAAUAGUUCAUAUACACCUCAAAAAACCAGAAAAAAAGAAAGAAAAGAUCUCUGUAGUUUAUCAUGCGCAUCUGAAUGUGCCAGUGUCUCAACAGUUGAGGCAUCAGAUAUAUCGUUACAGGAAUUUAAUUCGGCCUUUUCUCUUAAUCUUGAAGAAAUUCCCAAGCCUACUCUAUUUUGCCAAAAACAUAGGGCUCAAAUGUCAAACUAUCAGGUGAUCAACAAGUGUGCUGUAUGUAGUUAUAUAGUUAAAUCAUCACAAAAGAAAUAUAUCCUGUAUGAUCAUAAAAACAUAGAUAGAAACCUACUGAAAAUAAUCAAUACUGACUUUGUCGAGGGUGAAAAAGAUAUUGUAUGUAAACAAUGUUACAAAUUUUCAUUUACAGGACGUGUUGUAUCUGAAGUUGAUGUGGAAAAUAUGGAGAGAGUGCUAAUGUUAGAUGAAGAAAAAUUGUCGGGUUCUAACUUAGUAUUAGACAAAAUAUGUAACAACACAUUCAAACAGAUUUGUACUUGGACUAAAACUGAUUAUGCAUUUUUGUUGACAAAUGCAUAUGACUUCUUUCUUGUAGAAUUAGAAAAACAAUUUGCACCAGAUUCGUAUGCAUAUCAUGAUGCUUUUAGAACAUGUUCAUGGUUAUUGACCAAAAUUCUGACCACUUUUGGAAAUCUUUUUUCUGUUCAUAGAAUGUCAAAAAAGAAAGGAGUUUUGUUCUAUGUGAAAAACAUACAGCAUGAUCAGCUGAUUAGUAGUCUACACAAUUCUCAUUCAAAAAUUAGAUAUUUAUUGAAGAAAGGUAAUGAUAACUCUGAAGAUGUAUAUGUAGAUCGAGAUUGUGAACGUGCUAUCCAUGAGGAAGGUUCUUUAGGUGCACUUUUGAGUGAUGGGAAUAAACGACUUAAGCAGCAAACCAAAAAUAUAAAUGAAACUUUCAUAUCCAGUCCACUAGCUGUAGCUGAUUUUAAUCUUAUAGAUGCUGUAUCAUCAUUCGACCCUAUUAUUUGGAACAUUGUGAGUUUGCUCACUUCAAAUCUAGAAGAAAUGCGUUUUUUCAAACAGUCUUCCAUUUGCAUCACUAAAGACCACAUUAGAUUUCCCAAUGAAAGUACCUCCCAUGGUAUGCAAAGAACAAUCAGAAGGAUAGUUAUAGUUUUUAUUUUGCAGUUUGCAUUGACUGAUACAUGUACUUAUCCCUUCCACAUUAUAAUUGCAAAUAUUGUUAAGAGAAUGUCGCACUCUUCAAAGUUACUUAAAAUAAUGAAUAGGUUAGGUUUGUGCUGUUCAGAAUCCACCCUUGAUAGAUUUUUACAGCAUGUCAAAGAUGAUAGAGAUGCAAAUGGAUCUUUGUCAUCACUUAAUAAUAAUUCUUUUACACAUGUAAGUAUAGAUAAUAUUGAUGUUCUUGCAUCCCAUGCUGCUGUGACUGCAGACCAAGUACGUAGCUGGCAUGGUACAUCAAUCAUGGCGCAGCAACCAAAACCUGAUAGUGAAGUUUUGCACAGUACUUUUGAAAGAUUAGACAUUCCAAGUACCAGUACUGCUGUAUCCAUUCCAAGUACCAGUACUGCUGUAUCCAUUCCAAGAACCAAAAAGCCAUCCGCUCGAAAAAAGAUAAAACUGUCUCACCCUCUCGAUGUUCCCACCAAAGAUUAUUUUCAACCAACGCAAUUUAAAACAUAUAUACGAUCACAGAUUUCUUGGGAAACUUUUAUUCCUUCAGAGCUAGAGAAAAAUAUGAUAUAUACUCUUAAUAAUGACAUGUUCCUUUAUGUCUUAGAAAGAUAUUCACGUACAAGAAGUGAGGAGCCAUCAAUACCAUUAUUGCCAAGUUUUAAAUGCAAGAUGCUCCUAGAUAGUCAAAAUCCCACAACUGAAAAGUCCCAGUUCUCAUAUCUAUAUGUAUUAGACGAACCAGCAGACACUAAGCAAACUUUACAAAAAUCAAUUCAACUUUUGUAUGAUCUUUUCGAAAUCGGAAGGAAUGUCAAUCAUUUGAUUGUAGCAGGCGAUGGAGCAACUUUCAAAAUGUUGUUAAAUAUUAAACGUGAAUAUGGUGCAGCACUAGAUUGGUUAAUUCCAUACAUCGGAGAUUGGCAUCUAUUGAAAAACUAUCAAGAAGUCUUGAUGAAGAUCUUUUGGGAUGCGGGGUUAAAGGAUCUGGCUAAAGUAACACACAAAAACAUGACAUUAAACAGCCUUUCAAGUUGCUCAAAUUUCAAACGUACCCAUAAAUUCCUUCUUCAAGUUCACGAAGCUCUUUUUAUGUUCCAAUUUCAAUGUUUUCUUAAUUACAGGGAUGGAAAAUCAAAUAGUGAUUUUUCUAAUGAGAUGUUCUUAGACAAAAUUCAAUCUGUAAUCAAGUCAUUUGAAAUACAUGAUGAUACUUUUGAUACUGGUACUUUUGGUAAAACACAGGAAGAGUUUAAGAAUUCAGAAAUGUAUACAUCUAUGAAGGAUGAGUUCAUGUUAUUUUGUGCUGAGAUGUCUGAAAAACUACACACUUUCAAAUUUUGGAAUGAUUUUAUUCAUAGAGACUGCAUGUCAUACAUCCAGUUGUAUAUAGCUAUACGUUCUGGCAAUUGGGGAUUGAGGAAUGCUGCACUUAAAGAAAUUGCCCCCUUAUUCCAUGCUUGUGAUAGGCAAAAUUAUUCUAAAAUGAUUCCAAUCCAUUUGAGUAUGAUGGAAGCGUUACCUGAACAUAUUCUAGUUCAUUUUAGAAAUGGCGCAUUUGUGUCCAGCAUAAAAGGCAUGAAUUUUUCAUCAGUAGCUUUGGACGAGGCGCAUGAAAUGUUAAUUAACAAACAUUGUAAGAUGGCCCUUUGUAGAAGCCUUCCCAAAAAUAUGGAAAAAAUUGCUGGUACAAUACAGUACCAAGCAAAAUUAAUUACUCAUUUUGAGGAACAGUUAGAAUUUUUAAAUCCUUCAAAGUCUGUACUUCACAGAGAUCUUUCUCCGUCAGUCAUUAAAUCUGAAUUUUCAAAUGUUAAAUUGUACCUUGGUAAGCUUUUGGAGAGUAGUAUGUUUUUGCCAGAUCAGGAUUCAGGAUUGUGCCAUGUCUUUACUAGAGUUCCUGCUUCCAAGGAUCAAGAAACAAGUCUACUCUCAUACAGACAGAUAGGUCAGGAUGCUUACUCUUAUUUUUGUAAGUUCCAAAUACUUAAAGACACUAGUGUGGAAAAACCUGUUUUAAGGAAGCAUAAUUUGAAAACAUUUGCUAAACCUAAAGUCACACGUAGAAAGCUUUCAAGCUACCAGAAGGAAGUGAAAAUGGUUACUCUCUGUUGCAAGCGCUUGAUGGCUUCCUCACAAGAAAGAAAUCAACCAAUAAGUACUCUUUGUCAAUUUAUUGAAAAACCUCGAGCUAUUUGUGAUCGUAGCAAUCUACCUCAGAAAGGUGCCAAAUAUGUAAUGUAUAAUAUUUUUGAUAAACGAUAUGGAAGUAAUUAUAAUAUAGUAUCUAGUAGUCCAACCAUUACCCAAAAGGGGGCAUGUCUCAUAGCAGAAGGAAUGAAUAUAAUUUAUACAUCACCACUUAAACAUUAUAGAACAUUUAAUGAGUAUGCAUCUUUUAUUGUUGAUAUUUGGGUUUUGACUCGUUUCAAAAAAGGUUUCAGAGAUGUAAGAAUUUUAUUUGACCAGUUUGAUACACAAGGGAUAUCACCAAAAUGUAUUGAAAGAUCAAGAAGGGAUCAAGGGGAUGAAGACUCUGACUCUACAGUGGAUGAGGUAGUUGAUGAUACUCCUCUUCCUCAGAAUUGGUCAAAAUUUUUACAUAUACGCAAAAACAAACAUGCACUCAUUCGAUACCUGUCAAGGAAAAUUGUAGACAUUGUUAAAAGUCAUUUGCAAGAUGACCAAAUUUUUAUUACUUCUGGGGGAUUUCAUGUUGGGCUACAGUCGUCGCCAGGGUGGUCAGGUGUUGUUGUAACCAGUAAGGGGGUUGAGAACCAUUCUCUUGUACAUAACCAUGAAGAGAGUGACACACAAAUCUUUCUUCAUGUGUAUGAUACUCCUUGUAGUCAUGUGUUAAUUUAUUCUAUCGAUAGGGAUGUUGGCGUUGUUAGCCUACCAUUGAACUUUUCAGAUAAGACGGUCUGUAUACAAUAUAACGCUAAGGUUGGGGAAGAGAAAUAUUUAAAUGUGAACAUGUUGCAAGAUGCUAUAAAGGCAGAUUCUGAUUUGUCUGCAAUUAUUUCCCAAAAUAUUGAUGUUUUGAAGUGUAUCCAAAUGUUAUAUAUAUGCUCUGGGUGUGACUUUGUAUCAUACUUUGCACAUUUGGGCAAAAGUAAGUUUAUGAAUGUAUUCUUUCAAUAUGCAUCUUUCAUUUCAGGAGAAAAUACUCCCUUUAAUAUCGGCAAUUUAUCUUGUAGCACUGUUAAUGGAAAUAGUGACUUGGGUCUCCUCUCAUUCUAUAGGCUAAUUCUUUGUGUUUAUUUUAAAGCCAAGAGGGCUUGUCUUCACCAGUAUGACUCGCCAGUUCAAUUAUUUGCAAGUGUUAAUGGAGAGACAGAAAGAGAACAGCAUGAAAAUGCACUUGAUAAAGUUAGGAAGGCUUCAUGGCUAGGAUGCUAUGAAGAUGAGUUGCUUCCUUCAAAUACUGCUCUUCAAUACCAUUGGUUAAGGUCAUGUUGGGUUAGCACAGUGUGGAGUUUGUGUACCACUCCCCAGUUUCAAUACCCUGAUUUGGUUUCACAUGGUUAUGUAGUAACAUUUGACAAUAAUGUUCCAAUUAUAGAGAUUAUGUGGGACUCUGAAGAAAAUAUGACAGAAAUUCGGAACAAUGUAGCCUUUUUAACAAGGGGAUGUGCAUGUAAAAAAAACAAAUGUGUAAAUAAAAGAUGUAAAUGUAGAAAAAAUGGCAAGUUAUGUGGCCCAGGCUGUCGAUGCAAUGAUUGUUCAAAUGUGUUAGAAAGAUCCCAACCAGAAGUAUGUGAACCUUUAGAUAUUUCUUGUAACAGCGACUCGUCAGAAGAGGAAGGAGAUAUCUCUUCAGAUGAUGAGGAUGAAGAAGUUGUCAAUAAUGUAGAUGAGGCUCUUGAAUUUGAAAUUUUGUUCUCCUCUGAUGAAGAAUUUUCAGAUAUCGAAUCAGACGAAGAAUUACCGGUAGUUUGAUAUCGAUGAGAACUACAUGUACCAGGUAUCCUUUAUAAUUAUGCUCUUGGGUAUCGGGCCUUCACCAAAGUUGUUUCCUGUUUAAAAAUAUUUGAAGAUGCAGCUUUCAUAUCUUUGAAAUAUUUCUAAUAUUAUGUACAUAGUCUAUCACAGAGCAAAUCCGAUGAGAACUAAGGAUUUUUGUUUAAAAUUGUUUUUGUAAACAUUUUACGUAUAGAAUAUACAUGUUUGGUUAUGUUUAGUAGCUUCAGGAAGGAUAUCGUUGUGAUUGAUGUGCCAGGGUGCAUUUCACAGUUUGAAGAUGAUCAUUGAUCAAUAUAUAUGUAUUCCUGUGUUAGUAUCGAUUUUAUUAUGUAUUCAUUUAAAACUAUCUAGUACAUGCACUUUCUAGUGUGUUUAGUUGCCAGCUAAGCAUCAGAACGAUCUUAGGUAAACAUUUAUACAUGAACAUGGUAUAUGCCU
Molecule: messenger RNA, 8741 nt
Organism: Strongylocentrotus purpuratus (purple sea urchin)
Lineage: Eukaryota; Metazoa; Echinodermata; Echinoidea; Camarodonta; Strongylocentrotidae
Exons: 2
Coding region: 3060-8279 (1739 amino acids)
Source: RefSeq, a predicted model, not a curated record